Messenger RNA from Melitaea cinxia (Glanville fritillary), 2388 nucleotides. RefSeq names its product potassium channel subfamily K member 9-like. The coding region runs from base 146 to 1885 and encodes 579 amino acids. The transcript has 8 exons. Gene Ontology annotation, molecular function: potassium ion leak channel activity. The record is from RefSeq and is a predicted model, not a curated record. Gene Ontology annotation, cellular component: membrane. Gene Ontology annotation, biological process: potassium ion transmembrane transport; stabilization of membrane potential. Lineage: Eukaryota; Metazoa; Arthropoda; Insecta; Lepidoptera; Nymphalidae.
AUGGUUUAAUACCAACAUAUAAUUAAGUCAUAAUAUGAGUUACGCUAGAAUUAUGGAGCGUUCGGUCCGUAUUCUGGGAUUAUUAGUUUGAGAAUAUAAAAGGUUGGAUGUGGGCCUUAUGCCCUAAGGCUCGACAUAGUCAGUAAUGAAGAAGCAAAAUGUUCGCACCUUAUCGUUAAUUGUGUGCACAUUUACUUACCUACUGGUCGGUGCUGCCGUUUUUGAUGCACUCGAGUCUACGACUGAGAGGAACAGAUUUGAAGUUCUACAAGCAAUCGAAGCUAUGAUAAUAAGGAAGUACAAUAUAACGGAGGAAGAUUUCCGCGUAAUGGAGACGGUGGUACUCAAGUCGGAGCCUCACAAAGCCGGUCAGCAGUGGAAGUUCACCGGAGCUUUCUAUUAUGCUACCACUGUGCUUACUACUAUCGGUUAUGGACACUCAACCCCAGCGACAAUAGGUGGCAAGUUGUUUACUAUGUUCUACGCGAUAGUGGGGAUACCACUCGGCCUGAUAAUGUUCCAGAGUAUUGGUGAACGAGUCAAUAGACUUAGCAGUGUGAUAAUAAAAUCUUUAAAACGUGCGAUGAAUUGCAAACAGACAAGUGCUUCAGAGGUGGAUCUCAUAUGUGUAGUGACUACUCUAUCGUCUCUGACUAUAGCGGGGGGUGCGGCUGCCUUUUCUAAAUUUGAGGGAUGGAGCUACUUCGACAGUGUCUAUUAUUGUUUUAUCACUUUGACUACUAUAGGUUUCGGAGAUAUGGUAGCAUUACAAAAAGACAACGCAUUGAACCGAAAGCCUUCAUACGUGAUGUUCGCGCUAAUAUUUAUAUUGUUCGGAUUAGCUAUAGUGGCCGCUUGUCUCAACUUGUUGGUACUAAGGUUUGUGACUAUGAACACUGAGGACGAAAAGCGUGAUCAGCAACAGGCUGAACAGGCUCAACAAGUAGCAGUGAGGUUAGAAGGCGACGUGAUAACCGCGGACGGGGCGGUACUAAGGGGUGUGGCGAGGGGUACGAGACUACCAGCCCCAUCCAGACUGGUUCACCCCGGUGAUACAUCAAUGGUUCCUUUAUAUGUAGACGAGGAAUAUCCUCCAAGUGUAUGCAGUUGUUCGUGUAGCUGUUUUGGACCAAACAAAUCAAUACCCUACAGAGAUCCUCUAUCGCCGGUACCGCCGACGAACAUAAAACAAAUCAAAGCGAAAAACUACCGAGAACUGGGCAAUAUGCCGCGUUACAUAGAAAAAUCAUCGUCUAAAAAUCGUUCCCAAUCUUUGAGACUUAACUCAGCGUCCGGCUACUUGUAUAUGAACGCAAGGACAAACGACUUUCAAUUGGAUCCCGAAGAUUUUCGAGAGAUAGUCGCUAAAAGACGAGAACAACUCCGCAAAGGUAUGGCUAAUUAUGAAAUAUCGAACGAUCAGUAUCUAAACCCUUACAGAAACAGCUUUAACAGACACGAAGCAAGUCCACACAGCUCGUCUCUAUAUUCCAUGAACAUCCGUUCGGAUAAUAGAAGCAACGAUCCACUUGUUGAUGACUACGAUUCAGAGAAAUCUAGCUAUGCAAAGAAAAAACUGAUGAAAAAUAUCGCUAGAAACACUAGCGCCACGAACAGAAGAGUGGAGAACUACUUUUACGAUGACGCAGUGUUACAUUUUGAUGAUGAAUACGCGUUCGAUGGGUCGAUAUUGUUCGCGAAAAGAAGAAAAUCGAUAGAUGGGACGUGGGAUGAGGGUCUGGCGGGGUUUAUAAGGGCUGGAGAUUUUCAAUCUCAGUUGUCAAAUGAUGGUAGCUUCGGAUACUAUCUACCUGAUGAUGACCAGCAAUACUUUGUCAACGAUACCCUCACUUUCAACCUGCCUCCCCACCGCGCGAGUAUAUAGUGAAUAGUUUAAAAGGGCCAAUUAAUAUAAAUAAAGACUUUUGCAGUUCUAGCUUUUACACUUAGGUGGGUAGAUGCAAUUUUUUUUUUCGAAUUUACGGCUUAGCUUCUUGUAGAUAUUGUAAUAUGCGUUGUUUUUAGGGUCUUUUCACACACGAUUUUUAUCUCAGAUAAUAGUUUAAAUUGUUAGUUUUCUCAGGUUAAGUAAAUUUCAAUCGAAGUGCCAUUUAAUAACUGUUUACAGAGUUAACUAGGUAUUAAUGUCGAAAACAAAUUGUUAAUGAUAUAAGAUUUUUGUAAAAAAAAAAGAAACUAAAAUGGCGGUAUUCCUAAAUUAAACGUCAUCCCAAAAAAGUAUUUUUAAUCGUAAGUAAUUUAAAAUAUCACGGUGCUUCGCUCACAAAUCUUUAUAAACUCUCACUUAUUUCUCAUACUUUACGUUGUAAUUUUCAUGAUUUUUUUUUUAUAUCUAUGAUACAGAUAAAAUAUUGUCACAAAGAUGUC